Molecule: messenger RNA, 1170 nt
Organism: Gossypium raimondii (Peruvian cotton)
Lineage: Eukaryota; Viridiplantae; Streptophyta; Magnoliopsida; Malvales; Malvaceae
Product: chorismate mutase 2
Exons: 5
Coding region: 191-1036 (281 amino acids)
Biological process (GO): aromatic amino acid biosynthetic process; chorismate metabolic process
Cellular component (GO): cytoplasm
Molecular function (GO): chorismate mutase activity
Source: RefSeq, a predicted model, not a curated record
UCGUUGACUUGUCGUGGCUUCAAUUACUCCUGGUCAUGGGAGAAAUAGUUGGUUGGUAUUGAUGAGUGAGAGCUAUUAAUUUCAGAAAAAUCUUCGGAUAAUUAAGAGGAAAAAAGGGAGAGAAAAAACAAUUAUUUGCCAACGUAUUACCAUCUAUUAAUGUUUGGGUUCUUCCUUCUUUUGACCAAACAUGGAUGUGUCAGUGGUAAUUGUGUUAAUUCUCGUGCGUUGGACAUGUUGGAUUAGUGAAGUCGAAAUGGUAAAAGCAGAGUCCGAUGUUAGCGAUAGAUUGACACUGGAAUCGGUGAGGGAUUCGUUGAUAAGGCAAGAGGAUAGCAUUGUUUUCAGUCUGAUAGAGAGAGCCAAGUUUCCUUUAAAUGCUCCAACCUACGACCCUUCCUACUUUUCAAUGCCCGGCUCUUACGGUUCUUUGGUUGAGUUGGUUGUUAAACAAACAGAGGCCGUCCAAGCUAAGGCCGGUAGAUAUGAAAAUCCCGAGGAACAUCCAUUCUUCCCAGAUGAUUUACCACCGUCGCAGGUUCCACCUCACAAGUAUCCUCGGGUUUUGAAUCCCGCGGCAGUGUUCGUUAACGUAAAUAAGAAGAUAUGGGAUGUAUAUUUCAACAAGCUGCUUCCAUUGUUUGUCGCUCCCGGUGAUGACGGAAACUAUGCAUCAACAGCUGCUCGUGAUCUUGAGUGCUUACAGGUCCUAUCUAGAAGAAUACAUUACGGAAAACUUGUGGCUGAAGUCAAAUUCAGAGAUGAAUGGAAGCACUAUGAACCUGCAAUUCGUGCUCGGGAUAAAAAAACUCUGAUGGAUUUAUUGACGGCUCCGGCUGUGGAAAAAGCAGUAAAGAAGAGGGUGGCGAAGAAGGCAAGUAUAUUUGGGCAGGAAGUGAAGGUAGGUGAUGAUAGUGAUGAGAAUAAAGGGAAGUACAAGGUGGAUCCAGCUGUUGUUUCCAGAUUCUAUGGAGACUGGAUCAUUCCCCUAACAAAGGAUGUUGAAGUCCAGUACCUCCUCCAUCGCCUUGACUGAAACCUUGGUCAUGUAUCAGUUUCAGUCAAGGGUUCACAAUUAUAAUACAGAAUAAAAUGUAUUCUGUCAAAUUCUGCUUUGAUUAUUAUGUCUAGAUCUACUCCAAUGUAAUAUGCACGCAUCUUUUCACAACA